AUGGCUGACGUCGAAGAGCCCAAGUUCAACACUCUGGCCGAGAGAAUCGCCGCCCUGAACCAGCAAAAGAAUUUCCAAGCUCCCGAAGUCAAGGCAAAGCGACCCCCGCCUCCGCCUCCGCCAACGAAUCGUCCUGCGCCGCGCAGCCAUACACUGCCUGUCGUUCAAACAAACGGUCUCCCGACGCCUCAGAUCAGUCCCACGAUCCCUCCCCGGCCGAUCAAGACAGCACCGACAAAGCCCAGCCCGCCGCCGUUGCCCCGGCGAACAACUGAUUCAUCCCAGGUGUCGGUCGAGACACCAGCUCCUAGAGACCGCAUUGCCCCCCCACCCCUCCCUAGUCGCACGUCGACCCAGCAGAUCUCGCCGGCUUUGCCCCCUCGGAGGCCCUCCGCUCAGCAAUUGACGGUGCGCCGUAGCUCGAAUGCUUCUGAGAUUUCCAACUUGUCAUCCCUCUCAUUGAAUCAUACCAUAUCAUCUGCUACCAGCGUCCAUUCAAUCGAUGGCCCCACGCGCAAACUGCCGCCUACUUUUGACCAAGCAAACUUGCCCCCGCUGCCACCAACAAAGAGAGAACGGGAAGCCCAAGCAAAAGAGUUUGCCGCCCAACAGCCACAGCAACCCAAAUACCCUCUUGUAUCGGUCCACUCUUCGCCUGCUGUUCGACAAAUCGAGGCUCCUCAGAGACCGGUGCUACCCCCGCGAUUGACAUCGAGGUCACCGAAUCACCAAGUCCAUGAGCCAUCGCUGCGUGAAGAAACACCAGAGAAGCCGAGACGGUUGCCCCCGCCCCCAUCUUCGUACAUCAAGUCACAGCCGCAGGCAAACGGCCACACUUCUCAGGAACAGCAAGCAAACGGUCGGCCACCGUUGCCCGUAAGACGGUCAGGCGCUGGUGACGACGCCCCACCACCCAUCCCGCUCAGUUCUCGUCCCAGUGUCGCACAGAUUGAGGCUGUCUCGGCCAAGGCGAAUUCCCGCGCAGUUGACUGUCUGAUCUGUCGUGACUUUUCUGGUCCCGAUGGCAUCGCCGCUCAGUACCCUAGACAGUCACUUCCCAAAAAUGAUCCUGUAGGGUAUUUGGCACAGGUUCUCUGCGGCCCAUUUGUGUCCCACACAGACAAAGCAAGAGCUAUCUUCACCUGGUUCCAUCACAACAUCGCCUAUGACUGUGCUGCUUUUUUUGGCAAUUGCAUUAGGGGUCGCUCUGGAGCCGAGACCAUAAUGUUGGGCAAGGCCGUCUGCUCGGGUUAUGCAGACACGUACAAAGAGAUCGCCCUUCGUGCUGGCCUCGAAUGUAUCACGGUCACUGGUCAUGGAAAGGGCUACGGGUACACUGCUUUGAAAAAGGGUGAGCGCCCCCCGCCCAAGAAGGCUGACGGACACGCCUGGAACGCCGUCCGGAUUGACGGUGGGGAAUGGAAGCUCCUCGAUGCCUGCUGGGGCGCCGGCAAUGUGUCAGAUGUGACCAAGGAGUACACGGCCGACUUCAAGCCACAUGAGUUUACCCGGAGAAAUGACAUUUUCGGACUCUCUCACUACCCAUCCGAUGACAGGCACUUCUUCCGCCCCGAUGGCCGAGUACCGACCUGGGAGGAAUACUACAUCGGCCCAGUCCACGGUGACAAGCCCACAAUCUACACCAUUGCGCAUGAAGAAGGUGUCUGGGAUCACACAGUCAGCCCCAAGGAGCUCCAGAUUCCAGUUUACAGCGGCCAAGUUGUGCGAUUUCAGUGGUCCAACAAAUGUGAGCACUGGACAUCAGAGAAGCAUGGCAAGGGAAAGCCUCCGCUAUUGCUUCUUAGUAUUAAGGGGUGCGAUGGUCGUAAGGAGGAUAUGGUCCCCAUUGAGACGGACGGCUUUUGGCAUUGGGUCGACGUGAACGCAAUCGAUCUGGGCGCGCCAGGUCAGAGCGUCAGCGUAGCCAUGAUCACGACGAUCGAUGGGCAGGACGCAAGAGGUAUGACAAGUAAGGAUUACUUUGCGAAGAAGGGCAAGUGCGGCAUGAGCUGGACGUACCUCAUGAGGUGGGAACUCAUCUGA
Messenger RNA from Colletotrichum graminicola M1.001, 2043 nucleotides. RefSeq names its product transglutaminase-like superfamily protein. The coding region runs from base 1 to 2043 and encodes 680 amino acids. The record is from RefSeq and is a predicted model, not a curated record. NCBI's taxonomy places the organism in Eukaryota, Fungi, Ascomycota, Sordariomycetes, Glomerellales, Glomerellaceae. The transcript has a single exon.